AUGGCCGAGCGCAGCCGUUUACCUCGCCCCCUGUUCCGCCGCGAUAUGCGCUGGGACCCUUACUGCGACUGGUCGCUGCCCAGCCGCACCUUUGACUACGAGAUGGACCUGCCCCCCUUCCUGGAGCCGAGGGACCUGAGCUGGAUCGAGUGGGCCAGGAGACGGCUGGCUACAUCCUCGUGGCCGGGGUACAUGCCUCCCCCCACUGUCAGUCCCUUUGCCAUGCAGACUCCCAGUCACAGUCCCCACAGGGAGCUGUCUGCAGGAGUGUCGGAGGUCAGGACUGGCCCAGACAGCUGGAGGAUCAGCCUGGAUGUCAACUGCUUCUCACCCCAGGAAAUUAGCAUCAAGACCAGUGGGGGCUACUUGGAGAUAGCAGGAAAACAAGAGGGUAGGGAGGACAUGUAUGGCUUCGUCUCAAGAUGUUUUUCAAGAAAGUACAAGCUGCCAGCUGGAGUGGACCUCCGGCACAUCCGCUCCUCUCUGUCCCCUGAUGGUGUUCUGUCUGUUGAAGCCCCACUUCCUGUACUGGCCCCUGAAGUUCCAGUUGAGAUCAUCAUUCCCGUCCAGGUGAGUCACCAGUACCAUCUGCUGGCCGUCAAGCCUCAGUGCAAGCAGACACAAGUGGAGAAGAGGCCCCAGACUCAGAGAGGGGGGGAAGUGAGUCCUCAGAUGCAGAGAGGGGAGGAAGGUGAGCAGGGUCAGCAGGAGAGGGUCAGAGCGACUGAAAUUGCUCCCCCUGCUGGAGACCAACAGGAGGGCAAAGGGAAACAGGUGGCCAUUGAGGAGUUGCAGACCUCAGCCACAGAGAGAGUGUGGGCAAGUGCUGGGGAGGAAUCAGAAGAGCACAGUCUAAGGAAGGAAGAGGAUGGAAAGGAAGGCGAACAUGAUGAGGUGUCUGCCAAGACAGAGAUGGAGACAGCAGUGCUGGGCAACUUGGGCAGCGUGGAGCAGAAUGGAGAAGCUCUUUCUGAAACUGUCCAAGAGGAAGUGCUGGCUGAAGGUUCUGACCAGCCCAGUGAGCCCCAAACGUCUGGACGGGAUGUCCUGCAGGAGAGUAAGGUGGAGACGCACGUGGACACCAAGUGGCUGUCCCGUGAUACCAAGUGGAUGCUCCGCAGCACCAAGUGGCCAUCCCAGUACUAA
Messenger RNA from Megalops cyprinoides (Indo-Pacific tarpon), 1146 nucleotides. RefSeq lists its product as uncharacterized. The transcript has 4 exons. Bases 1 to 1146 code for a protein of 381 amino acids. Gene Ontology annotation, molecular function: protein folding chaperone. The record is from RefSeq and is a predicted model, not a curated record. NCBI's taxonomy places the organism in Eukaryota, Metazoa, Chordata, Actinopteri, Elopiformes, Megalopidae. Gene Ontology annotation, biological process: response to heat; protein refolding.